ACUCACAGCUCAAGGUAAAACUUUAAAAAAUUAUAAGAUGUUAAAAAAUAUUAUGUUUUCUGAUUUAUUCUAUUCCGCAAGAAAAAAAAAUACGGUAUUAAUUUAGUAGUAAUAACAGAUAUAGACAAUUAUACUAAAUAAGAAGAAUGUAAAGAAUAAGGACGUGUGUAUAUCAAGAAAGACUAAUGAUAUUUUUACUAUAUUUUUAUUUAGAAGUCGCUCACAAAGUUAAUGAAGUGUUCAAAAUAAGUGAUAUUUUUGAGAAGUUAUUGACAGGAAAAUAAAUUUUUUCAGGUACAAAAGUGCAAGGUUCGCAGAACAAAUGUAAAAAUUGUUUCGCACAAAACAGACAUCAAUUUUGAUGAGGUUAGGAUAUAGCCAAAAUGUAAGAGUAAACAAUAGAAGUUAUCUAAAGAAUGUAAAUAAGUGAUAUAAUUAAUAGAACGAGAUUAUAGAAGCAAAAAAGGUAAAGCGAAACGAAAAGGUCGCAAGUAGAAUAAAACGUAAAAGUAAAAGACUAGCGUGGAAAUUAGGUUGAGAUAGAAUAAAAAAAGAGAAUUUUGCUGUGAGCAAAGAGAGAAGUAGGCGCGUGUAUUAGCAGUGAGAUUGAACGAGCAGGCGUAUAUUGUACGAAUGGUGUGGAAGAUUAGGAAGAAAAUGUGAAGAGGAGAUUUCAAGUUAAAAAGAAAUAAAUAAAGAUAAAGUUAUUAGAGUGUAAAAAAAUAUUAGUGGUUUUGCGAUACUAUAUAUCAAAUGAAAAAAAUACACUUUAAUAACUAUUUUCAAUUUUUUUAAUAUAAUAAUAUUUCUGAGAAAGAUAUUCAUGUACAUAGUAAAUUAAAAAGGCACAAAUAUCUGUAUAAGUGGAUAUAAUAUUAUUAAUAUAAUAGUAUAUAUUAUAUUUUCUUGCAAAAUCCAGACAAUAAUUCGGUUUUUGCAAUAUCCAUUGGAAAAAAUUCGAAGAAAUGAUUAGUCGAUUCGACGAAUUAUUUCUUCGAGUGCGAUGAAAUAAACGCGUCGAAACGUUGCUAAAGUUUUCGUUCUGUUUUCGUGUAACCACGCUUGGGACGUGAAGCAAGGCAUGGUAGAACCCGGUGGAACCUUAACGAUUAUGGAACUCUGUUAUGGACACGGACGCACGCAAGCAUGCAUGCACGCGAGCAGGCACGCACGCAUGCACGCACGCGGGCCACGCACGCGGGAAUUGUUGUUGUCGGCCGCACGGUUGAACGUACGCACGCGAGCACGCACAAAGUGCAGCGUCGCGCGGCCAAGAGGUGCAGACCAAGAAGAGUGCGACGAGUGCACGGCAGUGCAGGUGGAACGAACAGAACAGACACUCCUCCUCUCCCGACUCCGCCGCCGACGAUGUUUGUGCGUGCCUGGCACGACUGCCGUGCCACUGUCGCGCUCGCCGUCCCCGUCGUCGCGUGAGAAGGCAAGGCUCGCGUUCACCGCGCGACAUCACGGUGCGAUAGCGUCUACCUCGACACAGUACGAGCGUGCCGAGCCGUGCCGUGCCGCGCCGUGCCUGCUGCACUAUCCCGCGCGACAUGUCAAGUCAAAUAUGCCUAAAGUGGAACAGUUUUCUCAGCAAUAUCGCGACCAGCUUCGAGAGUCUGUGGGAGGAAGAGGGUCUGGUGGACGUGACUCUCGCCAGUGACGGACAGUGUCUUACGGCGCACAAGGUGAUACUCUCGGCCAGCAGUCCCUUCUUCAAGAAGGUCUUCCAGACAAACCCAUGUCAGCAUCCAGUUAUAAUACUUCAAGAUGUACAUUUUAGCGAAUUGGAGGCACUACUUAUAUUUAUAUACAAAGGAGAGGUGAAUAUCGAGCAGAAGAACUUACCUGCACUUUUGAAAGCUGCAGAAACAUUACAAAUUCGGGGUCUGUCCGGUGGAGACAUCUUUGCAAAGGAGUCGUACAAAAGACUAGCUGAAUUAGAGCAGGCUGUGGCUGAAGAUGCACCGCUGAUUAAAGAGGAGACACCUAAGAAGAAGCAGAAAGUCAGCAAGCAGCAGAGCAAUUCUAUUUUGGAGAAAGCACUAACGCCUAGAAUAUCGCAGUCGGAGAAUACAAAUGAGUCCGCGGCGAGUGAUCAGAGCGGGAAAGACGGGGAGUACACGUUGCCUGAGACAUUGCCCAAUCCAGUGUAUCAUCGUCUGGAGAUGAAAAUAGAACCAUUGGAACUGGCUGUGGAAGACAUUCAGAGACGAUCUCCGUUAGAUAAGGAUGCAGCGGAGAGGUUAGACACGGGACAGUCGGAUGGGAAUCAAGGAGCGUCCUCGUCGAAGCCGAUUGUGACGGUGAUAGCCGAGGCUCGUCAUGCUUCUCCAGAUCCGCAGACACACGAAACAGAUCCGUUCGCAGUCGAACAAAGUUCUCCGUGGGACACCUCGAAGUACGCGGAAGACCCGCUACCGUCUGACUCGCGGGGUCAUUUUCAUGGUGAGCAAGCGUUCGAUCAAGCUGAGUCCUCGGGUUUCUUCGCGGGACACAGUCCGGGCGCCUCGCAGCCCGGCCUCUCUGCGUUAGCCGAGUCCUACGGCACGGAUCUGUCGGAAGAAAUGAUAAAAGGCGGGCCGGCUUAUCCACCGUUCCCGUGUCCUUUUUGCGAUAGAGCGUAUACGAGCUGGGGUUUUCGUAGAAGGCAUAUAAAAGCUGUCCACACCAUCUCACCGUCCCUCAAUUGCAAGUGGUGCUUACAAGUUCUCCCUACGCACGCGGCCUGGAGACGGCACGUGAUAUCAGCGCACAAUCUAUCGGCCAGCGACGCACACAAUGGUCUCUUAAUCUUGGAAGAGGCGCACAUGGUUCUGCAAAUAGCACAUCCUACCAGAUUGGAUACAUUGGUCAACAUCAUCAAGCAGAGUUCUCAACAGAAUAACAGUCACGAGUCCGCUCAACCAGACAAAGAGUAGACUAUCGCAAAUCGAGCACGAGUGACGCUUACAAUCUCUCGUGUUUUGAGGACUUUUUUCUGUUAAUUUUUUAUUUUGAUAAAAUCCACAGAUUUUUCCAAGAAGUGAAUUGUUAUGUUCGAAGUUGAUGCAAAAUUAUCUUUUUAUACGAAAAUUUAUAUUUUUACUCGAAAAUUUCAGACAGUUACAUAAAUAUAAAAUGUAUUUUUAAUUAAUAUUUAUACGUUACUUUAAGAUAUAUUAAUAUAUCCGCCCACAGUCAUGUAUGCGUGUGUAUGUGAGAAUUUAAGACGUACGUUAUAUCAUUAUUUAUUAUUUUUGAGUCAAAAUUGUCAUUCUCAAACUUUGACAAAAAGAACAACCUGAAGGAUAUUGUUAUGAGAUUGAAUAUAUAAAAAUAUGACAAAAUGUAAUAUGAUCCAUGUCUUUGUACUAUAUACGUACUAUACUUGUACUACUGUGAUGUUGCUGAACUAACUGCUUAAAGCAUCGCGCUCAUAUGAUUCUUCCAUAUAUUUAUAUAUGUUAUAUUUUAUAUAUGCUUAAGUUAUUAACUUUUAGACUGCCGCGAAAGCCACUUUUAUGGCUUUGCACAAAUCUCAAAAUUCUGUGCCAUGUGUAUGUUAUUUAUAUAGAAAAGUUUUUGAGA
Messenger RNA from Odontomachus brunneus, 3570 nucleotides. Its product is annotated as protein bric-a-brac 2-like. Gene Ontology annotation, cellular component: nucleus. Gene Ontology annotation, molecular function: protein binding; DNA binding. Gene Ontology annotation, biological process: regulation of transcription by RNA polymerase II. The coding region runs from base 1554 to 2921 and encodes 455 amino acids. Lineage: Eukaryota; Metazoa; Arthropoda; Insecta; Hymenoptera; Formicidae. The record is from RefSeq and is a predicted model, not a curated record. The transcript has 6 exons.